Molecule: messenger RNA, 2499 nt
Organism: Jaculus jaculus (lesser Egyptian jerboa)
Lineage: Eukaryota; Metazoa; Chordata; Mammalia; Rodentia; Dipodidae
Product: threonine synthase-like 1
Exons: 2
Coding region: 306-1757 (483 amino acids)
Biological process (GO): amino acid metabolic process
Cellular component (GO): cytoplasm
Molecular function (GO): pyridoxal phosphate binding
Source: RefSeq, a predicted model, not a curated record
UAGUGGACACAUCAUGUGGGCAGACCUGGAGGAGACUCAAGGCGUAUUGCCCCUCAUUUGAGUGAGGGCUCCAUCCCAGAAGAUGAAGGGAAUCUGCUGGGGAGACCUGCUCCCAUCUGCACCAUGUUUGAGAGAGACAGAGUAUGAGAGAGAGGGAGAGAGAGAGAAGAUGACAUGCCAGCACCUCUAGCCUCUGCAAACGAACUACAGAUACAUUAGAGGAGGAAGGCAAGGCCGUGCUGAACCUGUCUGCGUCGGGAAGUGUGAUCUCCCUGACCGGUUCCAACCCCGUGCACGAGGCCAGUAUGCGGCACCUCAAGAGGCAUGGAAUCCUCGUGUUCCUGGACGUGCCGCUGGGAGACAUCCUCCGCCGGCUCAGGUCCAUGAAACUGGAUCGGAUAGUGGGCCAGAGCUCUGGGACACCCAUGAAGGACCUGCUUCAGCUGAGAAGGCAGUAUUACAAGAAGUGGUAUGACCCUCCAGUUUUCUGCGAAAGCGGAGCCUCCCCUGAGGAGGUGGCCGACAAAGUGCUGGCUGCCGUGCGAUGGUUCCAGGACACGGGCGCCAAGACCUUCGUCUCCACGUGGCAGCGGCAGGCCCCCGCCAAGUUCUUCAGCGAAGCCGUGGUUGAGGGGCUGGCCCCUGACGGUGGGCUCUUCGUCCCUGAGAAGGAGCUGCCGAAGUUGAGAGCUGGAGAGUGGAGCAGCCUGGUGGGCGCCACCUACGUGGAAAGGGCGCAGGUCCUGCUGGAGUGGUGCAUCCACCCCGCCGACGUCCCCGCCGCCCGCCUCGGGCAGAUGAUCGAAUCGGCCUACGGGGAUGGCUUCGCCUGCGCCAAGGUGGUCCCGGUCAGGCACCUCUCGGGAAACCAGUUCAUCCUGGAGCUGUUCCACGGGCCAACGGGAUCCUUCAAAGACCUGGCUUUACAGCUCAUGCCCCACAUCUUCGCGCACUGCAGCCCACCAGGUUGCAACUACCUGAUCUUCGUGGCCACGUUGGGGGACACGGGCAGUGCCAUCUUGCACGGCUUCAGCCACCUGGCCAGGAGUGACGAGCGGAGAAUAGCCGUGGCCACGUUUUUCCCAGACCACAGAGUCAGUGAUUUUCAAAAGGCACAAAUAGUUGGCAGUCAGGGAGAAAAUGGGUGGGCCAUAGGGGUCGACUCAGACUUUCAUUUUUGCCAGGCAGCCAUUAAAAGGAUUUUUAAAGACUCUGACUUCACCAGCUUUCUGACUGUGGAAUAUGGGACGGUCCUAAACUCAGCUAAUUCCAUCAACUGGGGCCGACUGCUUCCCCAGGUAGUUUAUCAUGCUUCCGCAUACCUCGACCUCGUCAGCCAAGGGUUUGUUUCCUUUGGAAGCCCGGUAGAUGUCUGUAUUCCCACAGGAAACUUUGGUAACAUUUUAGCAGCCGUGUAUGCCAAAAUGAUGAGGAUUCCUUUUCAAAAGUUUAUCUGCGCUUCGAAUCAGAACCAUGUUUUGACUGACUUUAUAAAAACGGGACAUUACGAUCUACGGGACAGGAAGUUAGCACAAACCUUUUCACCAUCAAUAGAUACUCUCAAAUCUUCCAACCUGGAACGCCAUCUAUACUGGAUGGCCAAUAAAGACGGACAACUAAUGGAAACACUGUAUAAUCAGUUAGAAAGUCAGUGUCACUUCCAGAUAGAAAAGAUCCUGGUUGAGAAGCUGCAGCGAGACUUCCUCGCAGACUGGUGCUCUGAGGAAGACUGUCUGGCUACCAUCAAUGCCACCUAAAACACCUCGGGAUAUAUUUUGGAUCCACACACUGCGGUUGCAAAAGUGGUUGCAGACAGAAUGCAAGACAAGACCUGCCCAGUGAUCAUCUCCUCCACAGCCCAUUACUCCACGUUUGUACCUGCCAUCAUGCGGGCUCUAAGGAUUCAAGAAAUCAACCAAACUUUGUCCAGCCAGUUUACUUGCUGGGCUCCUACAAUGCGUUGCCUCCACCACAUGAGGCUUUGUUAGAGAGAACAAAGCAGCAAGAGAAGAUGGACUACCGGGUUUGUGCUGCUGAUGUGGAUGUCCUGAAGAGUGAGGUGGAGAAAAUAAUCCAGAGUCAAUUCAUAAGCAAGUCUUUGGAGUAGGAUAGUUUUUCUGGUGAUGACCAUGUAAUAAUAAAUCUCAAAAACUAAUUUGGAGUACAAAAGCACUUUGAUUUUUUUGUGUAGAUGUCUUUAUAUGUUAACACUGGGAAUUCGGUGUUCUGAUCUUGAGCACUGAUCAUUAUACCUGCAUUGCUCCUUCAUAGGUCCUCCAGAAGUGACAGGGUGAUGUGGCACAGGGACCCUUGUGCAGUCAUGCUUUACGUUGUGUCCAUGAGGGAUAUAUCAGUUCCAACUUCUUCUGAACAGACGAAAAUGUCUGAUGUUCAGUUUAGCAUUUAGAAAUAUUUAGGCACAGUUGUUAAAUACUGCAUCUAAAGCCAUUUACUAUGUAAUGACCAAACACUGAAUUUACUGCUCAAAAUAACUAGCUU